AAUUGUAAUGAUAAAUCAACGUUUAUUAGAUAAGCCAGUUGAAGUGCAAGGAAACUUGCGCUACAUAAUUAUUAUUUUCCUAAUGAAUUAUUCGGGUUUUCUCUGUGUUAUUAAUAUUAUUAUUAUUAUUACACGCUUUCGUGAUGUCAUCUGUUUGUCAGAAUGCUAAUUAAGUCUUCUGAGAGAUGUAUGACUGUUCGCGAUGAUUUUCUUAUCACGAUGCUGUCAUCGCGUUCGGUUGAUAGCAGCUCGCAGCACCGUCAUCGCGCCUCUAUGCUGAACAAUGCCAGAGUAAAGCGACAAUGAGAUGAGGCGCUGUCAAUACGCCAGUGAAUAUAUUGCUAUAGCGCUAUGAUAUAUAAAAUAGCCGCCACCGUCGAAUCUGCACGUCUCCUCACGAGCCAUUAAAAUCACGUUAUUGCGCAAGAGUAAAUUGAGCUCUCGAUAUAAUCGUUUUGUGUCUUCCUCAAUUUCAAUAAGAUUAUUUAUUUUCGGAUCGAAAUAAAAUAAAAGGAUUCCCAAUUUAAUUCGCCAGCUUAAUAAUCCGUUUCUUCGAAAUUUCGAGAAAAUCACCGAGUCAUCCGAGUUUCAAGAUUAAAGAUGAUUUCAAGAUUGCAUCUUUCGCUGCUGCUUUUAAUCUCAGAAUUACUUCGAGAAUUCCGAGCAAUUCGAGCUAAACAAAAAGAAAAACUUGUUCCUUUUAUCUUUACGUAUAAUCGCGUCCCUCUGAUCCGCGAUUCAAAGUCAUGACUCAAGAUCCAAACGAUCGAAUCGAUGAAGCAUCGAAUUGCUCCGCGAAACGGGCUGAAGCUGUCCGCGCUCGACUCGGCACGUUCCUGGUGCGGCUGCGCCGUGCAGUUUGGCCAUUCGCGUUCCCCGCGUUGGCAGCAGUGCGCUGCCGAGUCAGUGCUCAGUGCGUCGCGCGGCGAACAACAACGUUGGUUUUGGCGAACGGCCGUCGUCGCAGUCGCAUUAGUUUCGCAUCGUCGGGGUACGUGGAGAACGGUUUGCGUGAAGUGCCAACCAGCCGCACGCAACGCCGUCGUGCCGUCGCGUGCAGUGCAUCGUUCGUCCGUCCAUCUGUUCGUUCGCUCGCUCGUUCGUUCGCUCGUUCGUUCGCUCGCUCGUUCGUUCGUUCGUUCGUUCGUUCGUUCGCCGUGAUCGACGCUGCGAUGCAUCGCGCGCAUCACGUUCGCGACGGAGCCGCAAUCGACGCGCGUUGUUGGGCGUAGCCGGCGCGAAGUAGCGAGAAACGAGCGUUCGGCAAGAGUAAGUUCGGCGCGUAUGAAUCGCCGUACCGCCGUGUGUCACUCGCGUACUCGUACGGGCUCGUGUUGAUCCGGGUGCUCGCGUACUCGUCAUACACGUUGUGCACGACGGAGAGAGAAGAGGAAGGAGCGAGUGCGACGGAGAGAAGCGCGACGACACUGUUCUUCUGGCUGUUUCUCUCUCGCUCUCCGUCCCGGCCGCUUUCCAGCCCAGCCAGCAGCGGCAGCGGCAGCGGCGGCGGCGGCGGUGGCGAUAUCCCCGUUUGCGUUUCUUCGCAGCCGUAAAAUCCAAGGCGCUUCGGCAGUUCAAGAUCGGAACGGCACGCAGGCCCAGGCACGCGCUCGCACCGGGGGGCAUGUGUCGUCGUAGCUCGUAGCGGGUAUUCGAACGCGACGAGGUGAAGCUUCAGCAUGGCCAGCAGAUGACUGUUAGCCGAGCCGGUGCUCGUACUCGACUCUAAUAUGAGCGAAGUAGUGGCAGUGACGCCGACUGGUGGACCUACGCGCCAGGAAAGCGUGACACACAUCAAGAGGCACAAACUGGCCAACUGUAAUGUUCCUCUCGUGCACGGCCGGCCGAACCCGUCGAUCAGUCCACGCAGCAGACUGACCACGCAUCAACGAAAUCACAGUUUGGACUUCAGAUCAAUGGGUAUCCUAUUACCGCCGGUGCCUCAGGCGACCGCGACAACGCUGACGCACCACCACAGGAACCGGAGCCUCGAUUCCGCCCUGCAACGUAUUCCGGAGGUGGACGUGACGCCGAGUCCGGAAUGCGAAAAUCCCGCACCUUCGUCGAUCUCUAAGACGGCGGCGGCGUCGUCAUCGUCAUCAUCGUCGUCGUCGUCUUCGUCAUCAUCAUCGUCGUCGUCAUCGUCAUCAUCAUCGUCAUCAGGACCUUGCGGGAAAGGAACGCGCACUGCUCGGGAGCGCGAGGAUCUGGCCAGUCUCGGUUCCGACGACUCCGGUAUCUUGUGUGGGUCCGACAGUGGCUCAAGCGACGCGACGAACGCACCCGCUACUCGGGAAUCCAGCGUGGAUCACCUGCACAGUCGCGAGAGCCUCGACUCAUCCGUGUCGCAGCCGGGUGACGUAUUCUCGGUUGACGUGGUGGAUGGUAUGGAGAACAGUGCCAGUGUGGUGUCGGUGUCGAUGUCGAUGUCGGUGCCGGUGUCGCCCGUGGAACUGUCCACGCGUCUCAGUGACGGUCCGGCGUCCCCCGCGUCGCCGAAAAACGAUGACGAGCCCGAUGAUCGUCGUCCUCGGCGCGACGAUGCGAUGAACGCUGGUGAACGUUGCUCGGAACCGCGAUCUAACGCGCGGGAACGCGAAGAACGCGAGAUCUAUCAAGGCGCGAUGCAGGCGACGUCGCCAUCACCGUCCGUAACGGAUACGAGCCAGAGCGAGCUGGCUGGCGCGGCCAUGACCCUUUGCUGCGGUACGGCCACCACGCAACAGCAAGAGGCCGAGACGGUGAAGAAGCAGCCGGAUGUUGUCCGUCGGCAGCAACAGGAAACGAAGCAACCGAAACCGUCGGAGGGUUGCCUGUUGCGGCUCUUCGAGAGUCAGAUAUUCGACAUGUCUAUGGCUAUCUCCUAUCUGUUCAAUUCCAAAGAACCUGGCGUUCAGAGUUAUCUAGGUAACAAGAUGUUCAGUUUUCCGGAUAACGACGUGGACUUUUACUUACCGCAGUUAGUUGUCAUGUACAUACAACUUCACGACGUAACCGAAGUUCUUUAUCCAUAUCUUGUCCAUAGAUGUAGACAGUCGGCAGAUUUCUCGCUAAAGUGUGCCUGGCUGCUAGACGCGUACAGCUCCGAUGCUCAUUUGCCGUCAAAGAAGAAGUCUCAUGGGACCAAACUGAAAAAUCUUAUCCUGUCAGAUGAACUCAGGCCAAAGGGAAAUGAGGGUCGAAAGCAGCGCGUCGCUGGAUUGCAGAUUCCUGCGCCAUCACCAUUGCCCUCGACGCAAAACCUUACGUCGCCGAAUAAGAAAACCCACCAAAGAUCUCAGUCUGAUGCUACUGGAUUGUUCCAAACCAUACGCCGUAGUCAUUCCGGUACAAUAAAUAAAGUAAGUCUUGGGGACCUGAGCUCCGGUCGAGCGUUUGACAACGGCUGUACCUGUUUUUAUUCCUGCCAAGGUGUGGUGAAUGAUUUGCGAGGUCAAAAAACCGAUUGUUUCUGCAAUGCACCGCGACUCGCGCCAGAACUCGAACUUAUUCAAGCGUUAAUAUCAAUCGGCAAAUUGCUCGGAACUAUCCCAACGAAGGAAAGUAAGACCGUUCAAUUAGUGGCGGAGCUCAACACGCUCAAUCUGAAUCUCCCCGCGAGGGUGUGGCUUCCUCUGCACAGUACAAUACCGCAUCACAUCGUACGGGUUCCGCCGCAGUACGCUGCCGUUCUUAACAGCAAGGACAAGGCACCGUACAUAAUAUACGUGGAGGUGUUGGAAGUGGAAGAUUUGUAUACGUCACCCGUGCCGACGAAAAUAAUGGGCAGCUCGUUGAGGCACACCAAGUCCGAGGAGAACUUGACAGGCGGCGAGCAAUCCGACAUAUCCGUUUCCGAUAGUCAGCAGAACUCGGCGGUACGGCAAACUCCCGUGAAAAACGUCUCGCCUUACUCGGUCAGGAAUACGGACGUGGCAUUUAAUUUCCCCGAUGACGAUCCGAACGACUGCUGGAGCCAGGAGGACGACGAGAUCACGCAACAGUAUUUGCAGCUUCGCAAGCCGAAGGAUCGGGAUACCAUUUCGCAGCUGAGUCAGGAAUCAUCCGACAGCAGGGAGCCGAUCUUCGUGCCGGGCGACAUCAAAAGAAGACUAAGCGAAAUGGCAGCUACGCCGAGCGCGACCUUCAGCCAUGAUCCCGAGGACCCAUCGGCGGCGGUCCUGAAGGAGCCGUGGGAGCAGAAGCAGCAACGCAUAAGAGCUUCCAGCCCGUACGGGCACUUGGCAUCUUGGAGGUUGCUCGCGGUAAUCGUGAAAUGCGGCGAUGAUCUCAGACAGGAGCUCCUCGCCUCGCAGCUGCUCUCGAUGUUGCAAAAGAUUUGGCAAGACGAACAGGUGCCCCUCUGGGUACGGCCGUACAAAAUACUGUGUCUAUCCAACGACAGUGGUCUGAUCGAGCCGAUCCUGAACACCGUCUCGCUCCACCAAGUGAAGAAGCAGUGCCAAUUAACGCUUUUCCAAUACUUCGAACGGGAGUUCGGCCCCUCUACCUCAGAGACGUUCCGCGUGGCGCAGAGGAAUUUCAUCCAGAGCUGCGCCGCGUACUGCCUGGUCAGCUAUCUCAUUCAGGUGAAGGACCGCCACAACGGCAACAUUCUGCUGCACAGUGACGGCCACCUGAUCCACAUAGACUUUGGAUUCAUUCUGUCGACGUCGCCGCGAAAUCUCGGCUUCGAGACCAGUCCGUUCAAGCUGACGCCGGAAUUCGUCGAGGUGAUGGGCGGCAAUCAGUCCAAGCUGUUCGAGGAAUUCAAGAGCCUCAUUCUUCAAGGUUUAAUCGCGGCGCGGAAGCACAUGGAGAAGAUAGUCAACCUCGUCGAGAUUAUGCUGUCAGGCUCUCAGCUUCCGUGCUUCCGCAGUGGUGGGGCGGCGACCGUUCAAGGUCUCAAGAAUAGAUUCCACCUCACGCUGACGGAGGAUCAGUUGCGUCGGCACGUCGAGGAUCUGGUCGAGGGGAGCAUUCACUCAUGGUCCACUAAGCUCUACGAUCGAUAUCAAUAUUUCGCAAACGGCACUCUUUAAUAUCAAGGCUAACGUACCUUUCUGCCGAUCGCGUUCUGGAUUCUCUCGUAACGCUGGAAGAAAGGACAUCAAUAACGAUAACGUGUGUUGUGUGGUACUUCUUCCACGAUUUCUACUGCAUACACUUAAUGACGGGGUUGACCAAUCGGUGGCACACGUGCCGGUCAGUGAGCGUACGUUCGAGUUGGCCUGCCACCAGUCAGGGAAUCUGAAUUCCGUACGAUAAGUUGCGAUUGUUAUUAUGCGGUAACACCGAAAAGAAGACUAGCUGAAUUAAUUUUAUGCAUUACCGUUUAUUUCAGUUCGUUUGUUUGUUUUUCAGCGAAUUUAUCCGCUUCGAUUGUGCUGUACUUUAAGAACGGCUUCUACUUAGAGUUUUUCGACGUUUCCAAAUCAAGACUAAUUUCUGUGAUUGCGAGCCGUUGCGCGGAGCGCUGUUAGUGCGAGGAGAAAAAAAAACAAGGCAGGAAAUUCUUUCUGGGCACGUGAGCCGAUUUCGAUUGAGCAUCGCUGUUUUCUCGCAUUCCACAAGCACAAACGGGAAGAGCCGCUUUCCUCUUGAACAUAUAGAUAACCUCGAUUAGGCUAGACGUAUAGAAUUCGGAUAGAUUAUUAUUCUUUGAGUUUAACGUUAUUCCUUGCUUUCGUGGCGGGCAAGAACGAUACGAAAUAUUUUUAGCAAAAUUCAGAGCGAUCUCGGUGCGUGAUCAAUUAAACAGCUUCGAUUAAUGUGAUGGAGUAUGAAUAUUUUGACUGAGAGUAAGAGAGAGAGAGAGAGUAUGGAUCGGUUGGUGGAGAGUGAUGAGCGCUUCGUUGAAAGUUAAAAAUAUUUAUCGUCGUUUGAGGAAUUAGGAAAUGAAGGAAGGAAUAAUCUAUGGGAAUUUUUCGUACCCAGUUGAUUACAUAUAUCCACUAUAUAUAACGUUUUUUAUUCGAUACAUUAAGACUGCUGUUGUUUACGUAUGCCUCGAUGACAAAUUACGAAUUAGCUGUCGCUGCGGAGUGUGCGGCGAGUGCGGUUGAGCGUUGACUUGAGCGCAUUCAACUGCUAAGUCGAGUGUAGCUUAACAUAAACAGCGUAAUUUGUUAAAGGUGCCUUAUUUGUGUAGAGAGAACGACGGAGACGAUCAAACCUAGACACAGUGUGAAGUGGCUAAUGCAAUCGCAGCGUGGAGCUGAUCGAUCAUGAAGCGGACAAUCUGUAAUUUGUACAUAUAACAAAGUAAGAAGAGAACGAAAACGACGGAGAAACGUUGCGUGGACUUUCAUAAGUAAUUCGCGGCAAUAAAAAAAGAAAAGGAAAAAAAAAGCAUGAGAAUUAUCCUACUUCGAUGAACGGUGGGACGAAAUCGAUGCGGAUCUCCAUUUCCCGGGGGAUCCCUGACGCAAUUCUGAUGGCGAGAGAGCUACGUACAAAAUAUAGGCUCGGAUAUUAACUCGGGAGGCGAAUACUCAAAAAUAUUUCCUACUUCGUAGAUUUUAGUAUACUCUUCGAUAAAAAAUACAUCUAAUUGUACACGGUAUGAAUUAAGGACUAAGCAUUAUACCAUAGCGAUUCUUAAGGAUCACAUUUGAAAGUUUUUACAUGUUCUUAUAUUACGUAAACAUUCAUCCCUCCUGCCCCGUCCCGUCUCCCGGUCCCUCCCUUCGCCCCCUUUAGCCGUGAAAAUGCGAGAGAAUAUCGUAGCUGUGUACGGAAGAUAAAUAUUAUUUAAUCGUGUAAUUCCUCUCUCGCGUAACGUUUUACGUAUGCCCGUUUAAGUAAAUUAUAUAUAUAUAAACUAUGAAGAUAUAUAUUGUACAUAAAAUGAGACAGAUUUUAUCACAUUAUUAUGCUACAUUGAUUAAGGAUCUAAUCGAGGAUGAAUGUUCGAAGCAAAAUCAAAGUUGCGCUGGAGCCAGCCCGGAGUACCGGAGAGACCUGGGCCCUCUGACUUCCAAGUGUCUUAUAUCUCUAUUUCUCUCUAUAUAUCUUUUCUUCUCCUACCAUACCAACCGUCUCAUGAUAGACAGGCAGACCAGGAAUCGGAUGCGAUUGCAGGGCAAUUGAGAGAGCGCGAAAUUUAAUCGGUCGCGAUACACGCGGACUUAUCGGUUGUCUCUUCCUUAUUUUUCGGUUUCGGCCGGUUCUCGUAAAACAAAUUGUAUAUUAUACGUGUGAUUAAUGUGAGGGAUUUUAACGUUCUCGUUGUUACUGUGUAAGAAUGAUUGCAGAGGUACGCGCGAAGGGGCCCGACGGCCCUCCUAUCCCCGGUCGACCCGGACUCACUUCCUGUUCUGUCGGCGACGUAAAACGUCAAGAUCUCUGAUUUGCCUUGAUCUUUCACCUCAUUACAAGCUAUUGAUAUCAACUAUUGAAUAAAUACGAAUGCGAUAAAA
Messenger RNA from Ooceraea biroi (clonal raider ant), 7400 nucleotides. RefSeq names its product phosphatidylinositol 4-kinase beta fwd (gene fwd). Lineage: Eukaryota; Metazoa; Arthropoda; Insecta; Hymenoptera; Formicidae. Gene Ontology annotation, biological process: phosphatidylinositol phosphate biosynthetic process; phosphatidylinositol-mediated signaling. Gene Ontology annotation, cellular component: membrane; cytoplasm. Gene Ontology annotation, molecular function: 1-phosphatidylinositol 4-kinase activity. The record is from RefSeq and is a predicted model, not a curated record.